Hibiscus syriacus is the source of this 636-nucleotide messenger RNA. Its product is annotated as peroxiredoxin-2. Gene Ontology annotation, cellular component: cytoplasm. Gene Ontology annotation, molecular function: thioredoxin peroxidase activity. The record is from RefSeq and is a predicted model, not a curated record. The coding region runs from base 69 to 557 and encodes 162 amino acids. Gene Ontology annotation, biological process: hydrogen peroxide catabolic process; cell redox homeostasis; cellular response to oxidative stress. The transcript has 3 exons. NCBI's taxonomy places the organism in Eukaryota, Viridiplantae, Streptophyta, Magnoliopsida, Malvales, Malvaceae.
CAACAUCCGAACCCUCAAAUAUCGCCAACCACUAUUAACUCUCUCAAUCACCUCACUGAACACAUCCAAUGGCUCCGAUUGCUGUCGGUGAUGUGCUUCCUGACGGUACUCUCUCCUACUUCGACGCCGAGGAUAAGCUCCAGCAGGUGUCCGUACACUCCCUAGCUGCCGGUAAGAAGGUCGUCAUUUUUGGAGUUCCCGGUGCCUUUACCCCCACUUGCAGCUUGAAGCAUGUGCCUGGGUUCAUCGAGAAAGCAGAUGAGCUUAAAUCCAAGGGCGUUGAUGAAAUUAUUUGCAUCAGCGUGAAUGACCCCUUCGUGAUGAAGGCAUGGGCCAACACAUACCCUGACAAAAAAGAUGUCAAGUUUCUGGCUGAUGGUUCAGCAACAUACACGCAUGCCCUUGGUCUCGAGCUUGACCUUGGCGAGAAAGGGCUCGGCACUCGUUCAAGGAGGUUUGCGCUCCUGGUUGAGGACCUCAAGGUGAAGGCAGCGAAUGUCGAAUCCGGUGGGGAGUUUACCGUGUCCAGUGCUGAUGACAUCCUUAAAGCACUUUAGAUUUGCUUUGUGCACAAAGGUCUGUUUUCUUGGCCUUGGAAUACAUAGCUAUCUUCUCAAACUACUGGUUUCAGUCCUU